GCUAGAUCAGUUUGAAUGGAGGGCGAGGCAUCCGCAAGAUUGGAAUCAGUAUAAAAUGUCAAAAGUAAUGCACGUAUUGUACAAAUGCCCAUUAUGGAUGUUAGCAUGUGGCUAUUUUUUUAUAGCUACCUAAUGUGAGCAUGCAACACCCAGUAGUGAUCAAAUUAUGAAAUGAAGACGUCCAGUCGGAGUAAUGUCCGUCCGUCUCUCCCUGUCCUUUCUCUGCCAUGCCCCACGAAUUCUGCCUGACGACAACGGCGGGAUUCCAAUUGUUGGUGUUGUCUCUCUUUUUGGGCCCCCAACGGCGGUAGUGGGCGUGGCUGCGUACGUGGGCGACGAGGGAGACGUGACCAGUCUCGAUAGUACCGGCAGCGCCCUCGCGUGGACAGAAAGAAAGAAAUCGGGCAUGUGUUUCCUGUUGCAACGAGCCUUUGCGGCCACGCGGAGGCGCUGUUGUACUUUUCAAAGAGGACCAGCAGUGUGCCAACAAUCUUCCCACGAAAAGAAGAAGACGACAACGAAGAAGAAGAUGAGGAAGUGAAUGAACACACAAGUAAGGAGGCGCUUUAAAAUGAAGAAGAGUAUUUAUUGUCAUUUGCAAUGACGCAGUGUGUCGUUGUUCAAGUCGGACAGUGCGGAAACCAGAUCGGUUGUCGUUUUUGGGAUCUUGCUUUGCGCGAGUACGCCCAUUACAAGAAAAGCGGCCUGUACGACGACGCCACCGGCGCCUUUUUCCACGCGGCGGACUCGAGGAGCGUCGAGGAUGGGCGAUUCCGACAGCUUAAAGCUCGAGCGGUGCUGCUGGACACGGAGGAGGGUGUGAUCGGUGAGAUCCUGCAAGGCCCUCUAAGAGGACUGUUUGACAGUACUCGGCUCGUCGCAGGAGUGUCGGGCGCAGGCAACAAUUGGGCCGUUGGACACCUGACCUAUGGCGCCACCUACAGGGACAAGAUAGUCGAUCAAGUGAGGAAGGCGGCAGAAGAGUGUGACAGCCUGCAGUCGUUUUUUCUUAUCCACUCCAUGGGAGGGGGUACGGGUUCCGGGCUCGGGACCAAAGUCCUGGGCCUUCUCAAGGAUGAGUUCCCGGAGGCGUGUCGCAUCGCCGUCCCCGUCUUUCCGUCACCGGAGGACGAUGUCGUCGUGUCGCCUUACAACAGUUUGCUGGCCGUGAGGGAGCUCACCGAGAACGCCGACUGCGCGGCGCUCGUCGGAAACCGGGCCCUGCUGGACAUUUUGAACACGGGAGCAAAAUCCCACGGCGGACCGAACUCGAAAUCGGCGAGGAAGCGCUCGAGCGGGUCGGAGAGGCCUUUCGAUGCAAUGAAUAACAUUGUUGCCGACAUGUUGCUCGAUAUGACCGCUCCUGCCCGUUUUGAGGGUUCCCUCAACAUGGAUCUGAAUGAAAUCGCCACCAACCUGGUUCCUUUCCCGCGAUUGCACUACCUGGUCCCGAGCGUCAGUCCCGUCAGAACCGUCUCCGCGCCGGCCCCGAGCGGAGGACCGGAUCGGCUCUUCGCCGACGCCUUCGCCAAAGGCCACCAGUUGAUCAAAGCGGAGCCGAAGCGCGGCCUCCACCUCGCCUGCGCCCUCGUGCUCAGGGGCAACGUUCAAGUGUCGGACCUGCGCAGGAACAUCGAGAGCGUCAAGCCUCUGUUGCGCUUCGCCUCGUGGAACCCGGAAGGCUGGAAGACGAGUCUGUGUUCCGUGCCCCCCGUGGGCCACUCGCAAUCGCUGUUAGCCUUGGCCAACACCACCGGCGUGAAGGCCACCUUCGUGGAGCUGAGCGCACGCUUUGCCACUCUUUACAGGAAGAAGGCGUACUUGCAUCAUUACCUGCAAGUGGAGGGCAUGGAGCGGAGCUUCUUUUCAGAGGCCCUGACGUCUCUGCACUCUUUGAUUGACGAAUAUCAUCACCUCGAUGCUGGCGCGGGGGAAUGCAUACCCGUGGCAGCGAGAUUAAACAUCGCUAAAUAAAGUGCUAUUAGUCAACAUAGCAUCGUUUUGGCUCGGCUCGUGGAAUUCACACAACGGGAUGUUUGAAUGCGUUAUUGGGAUACACCAGUCAUGAAUUGUAAACAAUUGCCAAAUAAAUCGAAUUGUAAACCAG
Messenger RNA from Phyllopteryx taeniolatus (common seadragon), 2107 nucleotides. It is a transcript of the gene tube1, whose product is annotated as tubulin, epsilon 1. Gene Ontology annotation, cellular component: cytoplasm; microtubule. Gene Ontology annotation, biological process: microtubule cytoskeleton organization; mitotic cell cycle. NCBI's taxonomy places the organism in Eukaryota, Metazoa, Chordata, Actinopteri, Syngnathiformes, Syngnathidae. The record is from RefSeq and is a predicted model, not a curated record. Gene Ontology annotation, molecular function: GTP binding; structural constituent of cytoskeleton. The transcript is spliced from 3 exons. Bases 601 to 1974 code for a protein of 457 amino acids.